AUGUGCUUUAAGAACCCACACUCCUCCAGACCAGAGGAACCCGCACUCCUCCAGACCAGAGGAACCCGCACUCCUCCAGACCAGAGGAACACACACUCCUCCAGACCAGAGGAACCCACACUCCUCCAGACCAGAGGAACCCGCACUCCUCCAGACCAGAGGAACACACACUUCUCCAGACCAGAGGAACCCACACUCCUCCAGACCAGAGGAACCCGCACUCCUCCAGACCAGAGGAACACACACUCCUCCAGACCAGAGGAACCCACACUCCUCCAGACCAGAGGAACCCACACUCCCCCAGACCAGAGGAACCCACACUCCUCCAGACCAGAGGAACCCACACUCCUCCAGACCAGAGGAACCCGCACUCCUCCAGACCAGAGGAACACACACUCCUCCAGACCAGAGGAACCCACACUCCUCCAGACCAGAGGAACCCACACUCCCCCAGACCAGAGGAACCCACACUCCUCCAGACCAGAGGAACCCACACUCCCCCAGACCAGACGAACCCACACUCCUCCAGACCAGAGGAACCCAGACUCCUCCAGUGUAAGAACAGUGAGCAAGGGGAACCUCAAAGCUGCCUUCAACGAUGACCGCUUCAUGAUGCCUUCAUUCACCGAGGGGGGCUUCUUCUUCUUUCACGGAC
This is a messenger RNA of Procambarus clarkii (red swamp crayfish), 655 nucleotides long. The record is from RefSeq and is a predicted model, not a curated record. Lineage: Eukaryota; Metazoa; Arthropoda; Malacostraca; Decapoda; Cambaridae.